Psylliodes chrysocephalus is the source of this 1890-nucleotide messenger RNA. NCBI's taxonomy places the organism in Eukaryota, Metazoa, Arthropoda, Insecta, Coleoptera, Chrysomelidae. The record is from the annotation of a GenBank genome assembly.
AUGGACAAGGAUUUUCCGAUUGGACUUGACAAUCUAGGAUUCCAAAAAGGACCAAAAGACUUAGAAAAGGCUUCAUCUACAAAAAAUGAUACAAGUCGAACUAGUAGCGAUACAGAUUGUCAAGAAAAGACGCAAGAACGUUCACAAUGGGGAAACAGUACAGAAUUUUUAAUGUCUUGUAUUGCCAUGUCUGUAGGAUUAGGAAAUAUUUGGAGGUUUCCAUUUAUUGCUAAUAAAAAUGGAGGAGGUGCGUUUUUAAUACCGUAUUUAAUUAUUUUGACUCUGAUUGGAAGACCAAUGUACUAUAUGGAAAUGGCAUUAGGGCAGUUUUCAAGCAGAGGCUCUAUCAAAAUGUAUACAAAAUUAUCACCCGUUCUGAAAGGAAUUGGUUAUGGUCAAAUCAUUGGAAGUUUUUGCGUCGCCUCAUAUUAUUGUAUAAUUAUGGCGAUAACUCUAGUUUAUUUAUUUAAUUCGUUUACUUCAAACUUUCCAUGGGCUAGUUGCCAAGAUAAUUGGGACGACUAUCUUACUUCAAGAAACAUAUCCUGUAUAGACCAAUUAAGUAAUGAAACUAUAACUGGUGACACGAUAUCUUCUUCUGAAAUGUACUUUAGGAGAGAAGUUUUAAAAGAAAAAGAUGACAUCAGCGACGGUAUUGGAUUACCAGAUUGGAAACUAACAAUUUUGGUGUUACUCACUUGGAUAAUAACUUUUCUUGUAUCAGUUAGGGGAGUUAAAAGUUCAGGAAAAGCCUCAUAUUUUCUUGCAAUAUUUCCUUAUGUUAUUAUGUUCAUCCUCCUAAUUAGAGCUGCUACAUUGGAUGGAGCUCUUGAGGGAAUGCUAUAUUUUAUUGAAGCCGAUUUUACCAAGCUUUUAGAAGCUGAGGUUUGGUAUGCAGCUGUAACUCAGUGUUUUUUCUCGCUUGGAGUUGGAUUCGGUUCAAUUAUUACUCUUUCAUCAUAUAACAAAUUUGACCAUAAUAUCAAUAGAGAUGCACUUGUGAUUACAACGUUGGAUACUUUUACUUCGCUAUUAUCAGGUUUUACCAUUUUUGGAAUCCUUGGAAAUUUGGCGCAUGAAAUGAAUAUACCGCCAAGUGAAGUUAUUUCUGCUGGUGGGGGUACUGGUUUGGCUUUCAUUUCCUAUCCAGAUGCUCUUGCUAAAUUUACAUUUGUGCCUUGGUUAUUUUCCAUUACAUUCUUCUUCAUGCUAUUCGUUUUGGGAGUUGGAAGCUUAGUUGCUACACACGCAACACUGAAUACAGCAAUUAAAGACUCUUUUAACCUGGCUGAUUGGAAAAUAGCUGGCAUCACAGCCGGGGUACUUUUUUUUGUUGGACUGAUUUAUAUAACACCAGGAGGACAAUAUACCCUGGACUUAGUAGACCAUUUUGGAGGAACCUUUGUAACAUUUGUUUGUGCUAUUUUAGAAGUUUUUGCCAUUUCUUUUCUCUACGGAAUUGAAAAUCUUUGUAUCGAUUUAGAAUUUAUGACGAAGAAGAAAGUUGGGUUGUAUUGGAGACUGUCUUGGGGAGUAGCGAUGCCUCUGUUACUACUAGUAAUUUUUAUUUACUUUGUAUCAACUUUAAAACCUCUUGUUUAUGGAGUUUAUAGUCUAUACUAUCCAACAGGACUUACAGUGUUGGGGUGGAGUAUUCUUGGUUUGGUCAUCCUACAAAUAUUGGGUUGGCUUCUAUACUUUUUAAAUAAAAACGCAAAUUGUUCCAUAAAAAAGAUGUUUAAAGAUACGUUUUCUACUGAAAAUUGGUCUCCAGAAGAUCCGAAAUUGAAAGAGGAUUGGAAAAAGUUUAGAGAAGAUAAAAUUAUUGAAAGAGAUCUACAGAAACACUCUUGGAUUAAAAGAAAAAUGAAAGUAUUAACUGGAUGGUAA